This is a messenger RNA of Emericellopsis cladophorae, 1605 nucleotides long. Its product is annotated as major facilitator superfamily domain-containing protein. NCBI's taxonomy places the organism in Eukaryota, Fungi, Ascomycota, Sordariomycetes, Hypocreales, Bionectriaceae. The transcript has a single exon. The record is from RefSeq and is a predicted model, not a curated record. Gene Ontology annotation, cellular component: membrane. Gene Ontology annotation, molecular function: transmembrane transporter activity. Bases 1 to 1605 code for a protein of 534 amino acids. Gene Ontology annotation, biological process: transmembrane transport.
AUGAGGCCCCCUCGUGGCGUCACGCCCGCCCAAGAGCACGACAGCAAGGACGUCUCCCCCCAGGCGUCCGGCGCGCACCCACCACCAGCACACAAACCCCAACCACGCAGGCUACUCCACCUCCUCCACAUCUACCUCUCCAUCCUCCUCCUCUUUGUGAAUUACUUUCUCGCCCAGUACGACAAAUUCAUCCUCUCCUACUUCCGCCCCCAGGUCCAGGCGUCCCUUGGCCUCACCGAGGCGCAGUAUGGCCUCAUCAGCGGCUACGCGACGGGCAUCGUCUACGCCCUCCUCGCGCUGCCCAUCGCCCUCGUCGCCGACUACACGUCCGCCCGCGUGUGGACGCUGAGCGUCGCCGCCACCUGGUGGAGUCUGUGUGUCGUCUUUCAGGGCCUGGCGAACGACUUUGGCCAGCUCUUCUGCGCCCGCAUCGGCAUGGGGAUCGGGCAGGCGGCCGUCGAGGCCUUGAGCAUCAGUCUCAUCAGCGACCUCGUCGCUUGGCGGAAUGUCUUUCUCGGCACCAGCGUGCUCUACGUUGGCGUCUACGUCGGCGAGGCCGUGAGCGGCCAGAUUGCAAACGCCUUUACCGAGACGGGUACCAGCUGGCAGGUGGCCAUGAGGGCCAUUGGCAUCACUGGCAUCGUCGUCGCCGUCCUGUUGCGCCUCGUGCUGAGGGAACCCACGCGGCGUGAGGCCAUUGUGGUUCUCGGGGGACGUCCGGGGGCGUGGGACGCCGCGUCGUCGGAGAUUGGAGCGGGGGUCGGGCCCGUGCCAGGGUCCACGGCCCGCAAGCGCAGGAGCAUCCGGACAGCCAAGGCGGAUCUCCUCAGCACGGGGGCGUACAUCAUGCGCAUGCACUCCUUCUGGCUGCUGCUGCUGUCGGCCGCGAUGCGCCAGCUAGCUGGGAACACGUUUGGCUUCUACAUGCCUGGCUACCUUUCGACGCUGUAUCAGGACACGACAAACCUGCUCUCCCGCUAUGGCCUGAUUGUGGGUAUCGUCGGCAGCGUGACCGUCUUGUUCGGCGGCCUGCUGACGUCGCUGCUGUGGAACAGGACGAAGCUGACGCCAGUUUAUCUCACUGCGGUGGGUGGCAUGGUCAGCAGCGUCUUUGUGCUCAUCAUGGUCUUCUCACGGGACCUGGCGGGGGACGACGAGUCUAGGGGUGUCCAGAUCCUGUAUGGCGCCAUGGCGGCCGCGUAUGCCACGGCCGAGCUCUGGUUGGGCUGCCUCUUUGCCCUCAUCGCGCUCCUGCUGCCUCCGGAUUACAAGACAUUUGGCCUCGCGAUCUGGACCAGUGUCCAGGUCCUCGUGUACUCUUCCGGCCCGGAGGCCAUGGGACUCGCUCUCCGGAACGAGGACCCCGCCAGUCCGGGGUAUAUCACCGCCACGAGGAACAGCUUGGCUGUGAUCAUCACCUUGGGGUACUGGGCGUGCGGGAUCGGCCUUCUCAGUGCGAUCCCUCUGCUCAAGAGGGAUCUGAGGAUGGAAUUUGUGGAGGGUCGUCUUAGCGUGCGUAGAAGGAUGGCCUUUGGGGGGUUCGUUGUAGCGGUUGUGUGUCUGGUGAUUAUUCUGUUCACCAUGAGUCUGGUGUACGCGGUUUAA